UCUUACGUCUUCUACAGACAAGAACUAAACAAAACAUUGUGGGAGGUGCCUGAUAGGUACCAAAACCUGACACCAGUGGGUUCUGGGGCCUACGGUUCCGUGUGCUCAUCAUUUGACACUAGGACAGCAUUGCGUAUUGCUGUAAAAAAACUCUCUAGGCCGUUUCAGUCCAUCAUUCAUGCCAAGCGAACAUAUAGAGAACUCCGUCUGCUUAAGCAUAUGAAACAUGAAAAUGUCAUUGGACUCCUAGAUGUUUUCUCACCUGCAAAAUCAUUUGAGGAAUUCAAUGAUGUAUAUCUUGUUACACAUCUAAUGGGAGCUGAUCUCAAUAAUAUUGUUAAGUGUCAAAAGCUUACAGAUGACCAUGUACAGUUUCUUAUCUAUCAAAUCUUGCGUGGCUUGAAGUAUAUUCAUUCUGCAGGCAUUAUCCACAGAGACCUAAAACCUAGCAAUCUUGCAGUGAAUGAAGACUGUGAGUUAAAGUUCUAAAGGAUACGCGCUGGG
Molecule: messenger RNA, 504 nt
Organism: Xenopus laevis (African clawed frog)
Lineage: Eukaryota; Metazoa; Chordata; Amphibia; Anura; Pipidae
Product: mitogen-activated protein kinase 14-like
Exons: 1
Source: RefSeq, a predicted model, not a curated record